This is a messenger RNA of Uncinocarpus reesii 1704, 1272 nucleotides long. RefSeq lists its product as uncharacterized. Gene Ontology annotation, cellular component: transcription regulator complex; PcG protein complex. Gene Ontology annotation, molecular function: DNA-binding transcription factor activity, RNA polymerase II-specific; RNA polymerase II cis-regulatory region sequence-specific DNA binding. Lineage: Eukaryota; Fungi; Ascomycota; Eurotiomycetes; Onygenales; Onygenaceae. Bases 1 to 1272 code for a protein of 423 amino acids. The record is from RefSeq and is a predicted model, not a curated record. The transcript is spliced from 3 exons. Gene Ontology annotation, biological process: regulation of transcription by RNA polymerase II.
AUGAACGUUUCUAGCCUGAUUAGUUGUGAUCAGACUGCUCCCUUCCACGGGUCUGCAACAUCAUAUUUCGAGCAUCAUCAAAGAAUCCGAUCGCCUUCCAUUCCCAAAAGAUCACACGAAGAGAACAGCUCAUCCGCCUCUCCCUACCCUCCUUUUGCAACCCUGCCUCUUUCGCCACCAGAAGAUGACGGGAAGACAACCUUCUCGCUUCCUUCUAUCUCAUCCCUUCUUCAAAGCGUCGACGCUGCUUCUGACACUCACGUUGCCAAACGGCAACGAGCCAACCCCCCUCCUAGCAUUGAUUUAGCUCUGGAGAGACGAGGUGCCUGUGCGGACCAAGCAAUCAGACAAAGGCCAGCCCUUCCACUAACGCCUCCCCUGCGACCAGAGUCGGGAAUGGGCGGUGUAAAUCACUCGCCAUCUGCAUCAUCCCCUCCCCGAACCGCUAUCUCACUACCCAGCCUCAUUGGAAGUUACCCAUCGCCAGUUUCAGAGGCUCCAGAAGGACGACGAAUGUCGCAAAUCUCACGACACUCAAGCAGAACUUCCAUCUCUCAAUCCUCCCAACAUCCAGGGCCGGAAGCCCGCUACCCAUCGCCACCAACUCUCAGCUCUCCUUCCUUCGCCGCUCCUAUUGAACCACCUCCAAAGCCAGAGUACUACUCUUCUGGUGCCCGACCGACCAACUUUCCGCCAGUAACUUUCGCUGUCCUUCCAAGUCAACCAACGCAUCCGCAGAUGGUGGCCUUGGGGAGUCCUGCCUGGCAGCAUCACCACUACUUUCCUCCAUCAAACACAGCAACUUACCCACUCAACCACGACAGAUACAUUUGCCGAAUAUGCCACAAGGCAUUCUCACGGCCGUCAAGCCUGCGAAUUCACUCGCAUAGUCACACAGGCGAGAAGCCGUUUCGAUGCCCCCAUGCCGGCUGCGGGAAGGCAUUCAGCGUGCGAAAUCAGCCCCGCAGCCAGCGCUCGUUAAUUGAAAAACGGAAGGGGUACGCGAUCGGAUUUGACGAAUGGGUUUUGACGAUGAUAACGCCCACAAUACGGAGUACCAACGAGCAAAUCUACACAACUGCAUCGUGUAAGAUCGCGAACGUGGCGGUGAUCAACAUCAAUAGAAGAAUUGCCGAGCUUCGCAAGUCAUUUCGCAACAGACGUUCGAAUGGGACGUUGUCCCCGACGAAGCGCCGCGUCAAAUUGGCAUUUUCCCUGGAUUGCCAAUCUACAUCCUCAUCCAGGCUUGCCCUUUUACCGCAGUCCCUUUGA